This is a messenger RNA of Xyrauchen texanus (razorback sucker), 770 nucleotides long. RefSeq names its product apoptosis, caspase activation inhibitor (gene aven). Bases 65 to 592 code for a protein of 175 amino acids. Gene Ontology annotation, biological process: negative regulation of G2/M transition of mitotic cell cycle. The record is from RefSeq and is a predicted model, not a curated record. Lineage: Eukaryota; Metazoa; Chordata; Actinopteri; Cypriniformes; Catostomidae. The transcript is spliced from 4 exons.
CUUUAUUUCUAUUUUAGGAGACUCUUUCACACAGUUCAGGUUCUCUGAUGAAAAGGACUGGGAGAUGGACUCACUGGCAAAUAAACAGAUCCCAGCUCUGUUUAUAGACCUGCCGGCUUUAGCUCAGAAUCUGCAAGAACUUCCACUACACACAAGACUAAACCUGGAGGCUGAGUUUAUUCAGGUGACGACUCCUGUUGAACUGCCAUCGGUGACAGUACGUCAUAAAACAGACUCCACUGUAAUAGGUGGAUUGAAAGCUCCUCAGGCAGGCCGCGAGUCAGCACUGGGUGUUUCUUGUGCUGUAAAGCCUGUUCCAGUUACCACACCAUCUCUUUCAGUCCCAACAUUGGUCCAGUCUGACAUGGAUGAUGCUGACAAGGAGCUCGACCUUCUCCUCAACUUGCAAAAACCUGUUACAAUAGAUGAGGUGCUGAACAAUCCAGAGCAAGCUUCAGAUGAGGAAGAGAGAACAGAACAAAUGGUUGACAUGAAAAAUCUGAAGCCAGAAGUGGAGAGAGAAGCUAAAGCCAUGAGGCAGGAAGUGACAGAGGAGGAUCUGGAGGACUGGUUGGACAGCAUGAUCUCCUGACCUGACAGAGACACUUUCCUCCCUGGUGACUGACACUGUCAUGGAUAAAAUAAGCACAUGUGGAUAUACUAAUGCUGACGUAGCUUUACCUCUGUGCAGACAUUAGCAUCGUACCAUGUCAUGUGUCAUUAAACGAAGAGGACUAAUUUAGUCAUCCAAUAUAAAUCAUGUUUCAUGC